This is a messenger RNA of Candoia aspera, 1696 nucleotides long. RefSeq names its product protein phosphatase 1 regulatory subunit 36 (gene PPP1R36). Gene Ontology annotation, molecular function: phosphatase binding. Gene Ontology annotation, biological process: negative regulation of phosphatase activity. The record is from RefSeq and is a predicted model, not a curated record. Bases 45 to 1355 code for a protein of 436 amino acids. The transcript is spliced from 11 exons. Lineage: Eukaryota; Metazoa; Chordata; Lepidosauria; Squamata; Candoiidae.
CGGAGAGCGGUCGCCAGGAUACUCCGGUAAACAGCCUCUGCAGCAUGUCCCAGCUACAGUUUUUGGAGCUGCCCAAGGGAGUUUACUUGCCCUUGACUAUAGUUAACCCUGGUUUGUGGUACUGGAAAGAAGAUACUAGAACACUUGAAUUUUCAAGUGUCCAGCCUAAGGAAGAACCAAAGGAAAUUAAGGAGAAAAGUAAGAAAGGCAAGACCAUCCAGUUUCUGGAACUUGGAGCAAAGCCACUGGAAAGGCCAAGUCCUAAUUUGUUUCGAAAUCUGUUUACCUUGCGUCUUUCUGCCCAAGAAGACAAAACCCCUCGGCCAACCAAGAGAGCACAGUCUGAAUUCAUAAGUCUAGAAGAUGUUAAGUAUGCUGCUUUAUUUCUGGCACAUGAAGAUGAUUCCAUUUACGUUCCUUCUUUCUCUUUAGUUAUGAGGUGUAAGCAAUUGGAUGAUUUCCUCAUGGCUCUGUUGUACUACAUUUCUUUUUAUCUGGAAAAAAUAACCUUGGAGGUGAAACCCAAGUCUUUUAUGGGAAAGCCCAGCAUCCUAGAAAAAAAGGAAAUGAAGGAUAACCAAAUUAAGCUGGCAGUGACCAAAAAGCACCUUGCUGAAAUGUACUGCAUCCUUAUCCUUGGACUGGGAAUGUCUGAUCAGCAUCACAUGGCUUGUGGAAAAAAGAAAAUAUCAUCAACUCAGAAAGACAGGGAAUUCUUUGAGUGCUUGUACAACUUUGCUUCCUACGUGGCUUUUGUGACAUUCAGACAGAAGAAUCUCAAGGAAAUUCAGCAAGAAGUUGGUAGAUUGCUCCGGUCAAAUAUAUUCAAUCCUGCUUUAAGAGAGAGAACUAAAUCUAACAUGGCGAUGAAGACAGAUACUACCAAAGAAUUGAAGAGAAUCAGAUUUGCCUUUCGCAAGAGUACAGAUGUUAAGCAGCCAGCCAUAAGAAGUGUCAUGGAUCAGCGAUCACCAGUGCUUAGUACUUUGCUGCCUAUGGCUAAAGAUAGUGCUCAGUAUCUCUUCCAGGACCAUUACCUUUGUUCCAGCAAAAUUGCCCCAGGCUAUAGUCCAGAAGACUUACCAGAGCUGUAUUCUAUUGUGUCACCAUCCAAGAUUGGCAUUAUUGGGUGUCAACGGAACAAAUUUGUCCCUCACACGCUCUUACCUAUUGGGAACCAUGAGGAUGAGAAGGAAGAUGGGGAGAAUCUUGAAACAAAGACAAGUGUCUCUUCAAACCUGUCCCAGGAACUAGCCACAGGCUCUAGCAGGGCUGGUCAAAGCAGUGCCAGCCACCAAUCUCUGGCAGUUUCACGGGCUACUACUGAAGGAGACUAUAUUGAAAAUCCCCAAUAACACCUGCUACUAUGAGGAAUACAGUGUCCAUGUAUUAAAUCUCUUGGCAGCUUCCUGAUUAGCUUUUGAUUUUAUCCCAUUACUUAUGCCUGAGGGAAAAAAAUACGGCCAGUUUAAUUAAAAAUCACCAUGCUGUGAAAAAACAGUAAAUGAAAAAUCCCCAUAAGGACAAAUAUUAUAAGCAUGUUUGGUUUAUACCAGUAACUGUUACAGUAUAUUCAACCAAAGAAUCCUGGGAACUGUAAGCUAGCUUUAAGUACUUGUAACCUGAAUAUCUGAAGGUAUUUCUAGUCGUAAAUGAAUUAUUUGCGACUAAUAAAGCACUUUAAACUGGAAGUUUA